Molecule: messenger RNA, 872 nt
Organism: Ziziphus jujuba (common jujube)
Lineage: Eukaryota; Viridiplantae; Streptophyta; Magnoliopsida; Rosales; Rhamnaceae
Product: early nodulin-like protein 14
Exons: 2
Coding region: 157-687 (176 amino acids)
Cellular component (GO): plasma membrane
Molecular function (GO): electron transfer activity
Source: RefSeq, a predicted model, not a curated record
CUAGCGGAAGCAAUCUCAGUGGUCUCUUCCCUCUACUCUCCUUUCUUCUUCUAGCAGCUUACAUACUCUCUCUCAUUGUUCCAAAAGAGUAAAUAAAAAAUAAAAAAGGAAGUGUUAGAUAGACAACUCUCUCUCUCUCUCUCUCUGCUAGAACUCAUGGCCGGUUUUUCAAGAUCUUGUCUAUUUUUCAUCUUUCUUCUCUUCAGCAUCUCGGCAGCUAAAGAAAUCUUGGUUGGAGGCAAAACAGACGCAUGGAAAGUCCCCUCCACCGACUCUGAAUCACUCAACAAAUGGUCUGGAAAGUAUCGUUUUGUCAUCGGUGACACUCUUGUGUGGAACUACGAAAGUGGGAAAGACUCGGUAUUGGAAGUGAGCAAGGAAGACUAUCUUAACUGCAAUAUUUCAAACCCCAUUCAAGAGUACAAGGAUGGCAACACAAAGGUGAAGCUCAACAGAGCCGGACCAUACUACUUCAUCAGUGGAGCAAAGGGUCACUGCGAGAAGGGCCAGAAGGUGCUUGUGGUGGUGCUUUCUCCAAGACGCAGGUACACUGGUAUUUCUCCAGCACCCGCACCUUCUCCGGUGGAGUUUGAUGCUCCAGCAGUUGCUCCAACUAGCUCUGCUUCAAGAUUGGGAGGCUGUUUGGUGGUGGCAUUUGGGCUGCUUCUUCUCAGAGGACUGUUUUGAUGUGAUUUUGAUUUUGAUUUUUUGAUUAAUUUAUUUUUUUAAAUUUUUGGUUUAAGUGUGGGGAUUAUUUGAUUCGUUAUAAUAUGCGAGCUUUGACAUAUUAUAUUUAUAUGUAAUUCGAUAUUAAGAUUAAAAGAACUAUGAAGAAGUUUCUCUAUGAAAAAGACAGCAGUUUUUCACAAAAA